ACAGAUCUUACAGGUGAGAUUUUCAGUUAUUCCUCAGCUGUUGGAUCAUCUGCAGCUUUUCAGAAACUGUGAUUGGUCCAGAACAACAACAGGUGGAUCACUGGCUAAUCUAAUCUCAGCCCCGUUUCCGGUCCACUCUGCAGUCUGCACGGUGCCGCCUAUGAAAGAAGUACUGUGCUGAAAUGAAAGGGGUACGACUAUGCUGUGUUUUUGUCAUCAUGGUGCUCGCGCCUGCUCAAGGUGAGGAAGAGGAGCAGCUUGAGCUCCUUACGGAAAUGGCAGGAUACGAGGAAGAGCAGGAGCUUCUGGGGUGUUUCCGAUGCGACCUAGGUUUCUGGGACGCUUGCUACACAACGAAAACCAACUGCAGCAUCGGGGAGCAUUGUUAUACAGGGCGAGGGAAGGCAGCUGAUCUUCUGGAUGUGAAGACGUUGGGCUGUGUGAAGGCAGAGGAGUGUGAUGUGGUGACUGCAGUGGAGCUCUAUGAUAACAAAACCAUCUUUGUCAUGACUAAGCACUGCUGCAACACGCCUUUCUGCAACGCAGCGCACAACCAAACAAUCAACACGCUUUCCUAUCUCACUCCGACUCUUCUAACUGUGUGGCACCUCGUGCACGGAUUAACAGGAUCACAAUAAUCCACGUGCGUCUACCUGUACUGUGAAAACAUGCAUACAAGCCACACCAUAAUUUUCAUGUGUUACAUACAUAGCAAGUUUUUAAAAUAUAUUUAAUAUUGUGACAUGCAAUAUUUCAAAAGUGGCUUUCAACACGUUUUUGUUACAACUUGAACAUUUUUAAAUGUUUUUUAAACAGUAUGUAUUUUAGUGUGACAUUACCAUGUAUAUUUGGGACAUCUAAAUGUAAAUCUUAUUUGUUAGUAGAACAUUAGUAAAACCUUAAAAUAAGAUGAGAUGAUUUG
This is a messenger RNA of Thalassophryne amazonica, 922 nucleotides long. RefSeq names its product sperm acrosome membrane-associated protein 4-like. Bases 183 to 638 code for a protein of 151 amino acids. The record is from RefSeq and is a predicted model, not a curated record. The transcript has 3 exons. Lineage: Eukaryota; Metazoa; Chordata; Actinopteri; Batrachoidiformes; Batrachoididae.